GAAAACCGGAACGGAGAAAAUAAACGGUGUACCUUGCUCUCUAUCGUCAUCUUAUUCUGGAUGUAUCACUCGAAUCAUCAUAGGACCUUCCGUCGAAGAGAAUGACAAGCAAAAUCCGAAUAUCCAACCUGAAAAGAAAUUUACGGCAGUAAUUGGUUGGAGUGGUGGUGGUGAUGUCAAUGGAAAUUCUCAAUCAUCCAGAAUCGUUCUACAACCAAUGAUUUCUUGACUUGGUGUCAGUCUGUGGUCUACUGGAUUGAGUUGAGGCAAGUAAAGUGUGCAAUGGCAGUGCCAGCGGCCGGGGGUGUAGACCUCAGUCGGAAAUUUGUGUCAGAGACUGAGAUCGAGGAGAAAAGGAAGCAAAGACAGGAGGAAUGGGAAAAAGUUAGGAAGCCAGAGGACCCAGAGGAGGCUCCUGAGGAAGAGUAUGAUGGGCGUUCACUCUUUGAGCGGCUACAGGAGCAGAAGGACAAGAAGCAGGAGGAAUACGAUGAGCAGUUUAAAUUCAAGAACAUGGUCAAAGGCCUGGAUGAGGAUGAGUCUCACUUCUUGGAUGAGGUCUCCAGGCAACAGAGCCUGGUGGAGAAACAACGCAGAGACGAGGAGCUGCAUGAACUAAAAGAGUACAGAAGUGCUCUGAAAAAACUGGCCUCCAGUGAGAGUCGGAAGGAGCCAGAGAGGAGGGCAGGACCUAAACCAGCAGAGGUCAAGACCAGUCACCUGUCCCAGGCACACCUGUUGGCUGGGGCGGUCAAGCGACGCAGCUCUUCACAGUCCUCAGACAAUAGCAAGAAACAGAAGGUUGAGGAGUCUGCAGCAGGGAAUGGGGGCCAGACAGAGCAGGAGGCGGGCGGAGGUGCGGGUGAGCAGGGCUCCACAGUAAAGACAACAGGUGUCCUCCACCUGCCAUCGGCCGCCGUGUGUGUGGGCAUCCUGCCGGGCCUGGGAGCCUACUCCGGCAGCAGCGACUCUGAGUCCAGCAGCGACAGCGAAGUUUAAAUCCCUGGCAGCCUAACCUGAUGACACCCCCCUGUGGCUGCAGCUCUGCUAUUGGCCAAGGAAACAGUGACUGACAGCUGUGGAUCAAGGACAAGACUGCUAGACUGUCACAUCACGUUCAUACCUUACCUUAGACAACAUCAAGAAAGCAAGCCAGAGCAUUGUCUCAGAUGCAAUGUAUGUGGAAAUGUUUUUCCUUUAGUUUCUUUUUGAUGCGUCAGUGCAAAUAAUGCUGGAUUUUAAUGGACUUCUUUCUCUCCAUAAAAAUGUUUGAUCAUGGGACGAUCAAGGCUUGGGGAGGAGAAAAUAAAGAGUUUUCCCGUU
Molecule: messenger RNA, 1323 nt
Organism: Coregonus clupeaformis (lake whitefish)
Lineage: Eukaryota; Metazoa; Chordata; Actinopteri; Salmoniformes; Salmonidae
Gene: psme3ip1
Product: proteasome activator subunit 3 interacting protein 1
Exons: 9
Coding region: 283-999 (238 amino acids)
Cellular component (GO): nucleus
Source: RefSeq, a predicted model, not a curated record